ACAUUAAACAUUAUAUUGUAAAAUGAACUUUACUUAUCGAGUUUAUUCUGUCACAUUUUAAUCAAUGUGAGUGCCAGUAAAAGUUUAACUUCACACGUAUUCGAUAUUAUUAUACCUGUUCAACCUACGAUAAAUACCAUUCAUUGAUAUGAAAAAAGCUUCGAUGACGUCCGUUUUGAUAUCAACAAUAAAUGUUCUGAUAUUGUACGCGAAGAUUGCUCGUUGUUGCGGCGGUUACGAGUUAAUAAUCGAUUAUAUCAGAAACUGCGACUCAGACAAUAUUAUCGAACUGUCUGAUAAUUUUAACGUCAUCUUGAAACCUAAUUGCGAAGUACAUUUCAACGGAUGCAUUAUCUCGCAUGCCAAUAUCACCAGUUCUAUAACCGAAUACACCGUUCAAAAGAACUCGGUAAAGAUGUCGGGCAAAAAGGACGGUUGCAAACAGCUCGACAAUAUCAAACCGUCGAGCGAUAUUGAAAAGGGUUUGGACUUACUCGGAUUACCGAAGCGUUGUCCAAUUAAUAAGGGAACGGUGUGUUUGGGAAUUAAAUCGAUUAACGUGAGUAAGUAUAAAUUACUAAUGAAUGUAAUAGUCGGUCAUCUCAAGGGGAAAUCGGUAAUGACCACUAACGCGGGCAAGUCCUGCAUGGAGUUCUCGGCGAAAUUGGUCAACAGUCUCGUAAAAGUCGUGGGUCACAGCGUGAUUGGUUGAUAUCUAUAAAUCUUAUUAUUUUAUUAUAUAAUAUAAUAUUAAAAUAUAUUGACACAUGAAGUACACCUAUAGUAAUAUCUAAUAAAUCAGAAAAUUAAAACGCAUUAUUUAGUACUUUUGUAA
Messenger RNA from Aphis gossypii (cotton aphid), 835 nucleotides. RefSeq lists its product as uncharacterized. Bases 149 to 712 code for a protein of 187 amino acids. The record is from RefSeq and is a predicted model, not a curated record. The transcript has 4 exons. NCBI's taxonomy places the organism in Eukaryota, Metazoa, Arthropoda, Insecta, Hemiptera, Aphididae.